AGGACACUCAAAAAACUUAAAGAUCAAAGAGGGCGAUUUUAUGAACAUCUUUGCAUAUUGGAACAAAGUCCAGCUUGCCAAGGCUUAGGUUUACAUUCAUUUUUAAUGUUACCUAUGCAAAGGAUAACCAGGUUUCCUCUUCUUAUUGACGCUGUUUUGAAAAGGCUAGAUCAAAGCGAUGAUGAAUAUCCUAUUUGCCAAUCUGCUCUGUCUAUUUUAAAUAACAUUGUCCAUCAAUGUAAUGAAGCUGCAAGACAAACUGAGCAUAUGGCCGAAUUGUGCCGCCUUUCCCGACUUCUUGAAUAUCCCCAAUAUAUAACACCUGUCCAAUUAGUACCUAGAAAAGUUCCACGCCGAGUGCUGGUGCGAUCUGGUGAACUGACCCAAAUAUCGUGCAGAGGGGAUGACGGUGGACCAGUCACCAGUAACAAACUCACUUUCGGGAAGAAGCUGAUCAAAACAGUUCUUAACUUUUUCUUGUUUACCGAUGUUAUGAUAAUAGCAAAGAAAAAAAGUGAUGAGAACUAUAUGGUAGUUGGACAUUGCCCCAGAUCUCUGAUAACAGUUAUUGGAAAUGGACCAGAAGGCGGACACAUAUGGCCUGGUAAAGAAGCUCCAGCCAAACAUAUGCUUUUACUUACAAUACUCGAAAAUCAUGAAGGAAAGACUGUUGAAAUGUUUUUGUCGUGCGCAAGCGAAAGCGACCGGCAAAGAUGGUUAGAGGCCUGGUCACCACCUUCGUCCGACAAUCCUGAUGAAGUUUUGUAUGAAGAUUGGGAUUGCCCACAACUCAUAGCCAGACACCAAUAUUUACCCAGACAACCGGACGAACUAGGAUUAGAACCUGGUGAUGUGAUUAAUGUAAAUCGCAAAAUGGCUGAUGGAUGGUACCAUGGCGAACGAAUUCGAGAUGGCGCAAAGGGAUGGUUUCCUGGUAAUUAUACAGAAGAAAUAGGUUCUCCCCAUUUAAGAGCACGUUAUCUGAAACAAAGAUAUCGUCUAAUGGCUUACAAUGCAAAUUUUGAGCAACGCAGAAAAAGAUGAUAGAUAUUUAGUUUUUUUAACAAUGUUAUUAUUACUGUAAAUUAAAAUUACAUAGAACUGAAUUAAAGCAAAUUGCAUAGCAAAUUUUAAUAGUGACUACUGAUAAUUACCAUAUGCAAUAAUAGUUUUAACUCAUUUUAUUCCCUUAUUUCACAUAUAUAC
Messenger RNA from Ctenocephalides felis (cat flea), 1206 nucleotides. Its product is annotated as rho guanine nucleotide exchange factor 26-like. NCBI's taxonomy places the organism in Eukaryota, Metazoa, Arthropoda, Insecta, Siphonaptera, Pulicidae. Gene Ontology annotation, biological process: activation of GTPase activity. Gene Ontology annotation, molecular function: protein binding; guanyl-nucleotide exchange factor activity. The transcript is spliced from 6 exons. The record is from RefSeq and is a predicted model, not a curated record. The coding region runs from base 106 to 1044 and encodes 312 amino acids.